AUGCCGCCCUCACUUACGGCGUCUCAAAUUGAUGAUGAAGAGGAGGUUGAUUAUGACUUUGAGGACGUUGUUGGAAAAGAUGGCCAGGACAUUCGGCAAAACCACCAAAUGACGAACAUAUUCGACCGAUCUGAUACAAAAAUAACUUUUUUUGAGCGACUCAUGGGUGCACUAGAAGAUAUUCGUUUUCUGAUGUCAUUUUCUUCCCCAAUCAUUUCGCAUUAUUUUCAUAACGUCACGGAAUGCAUGCUUAAAAGGAAAGUGCGCCAAUUUAUGAAGUUACUCGUUGCCUAUUGGUGUGUUAUGCUCAUCAAAUCACUUCGACAACCUGGUGCCUCAGCGAUUAACCUCAAAUUCGCCUCUCUUAUGAUGGGAUCCUUUAUAUUGCUUUACAUAUACACAUUUCGGCGAUUAAGCCGCAGUGAGUACAAGUUCAUUUCGCUACUUUUGACGAUCGGCAGUCUGAUUUACACACUCUACGAGUCCUGCAGACAAGAAGCUGCAAUUGAUGGUUCUUAUGCCUAUCCUUUUUCUCUCAUAGUCAUGAUAAUUGUCUUCCUUCCUCUGGACAUGAACAUGAUACUGCCCGUAUUAUUAAUAUUUUGCGUCAUCUUUGUCAUAAUAUCAUCACGACAGGUAACUUAUUCUCACAUAAAACGAGAUCUCUACAAGAAAAGCAUUUACCCUCUCUACUCGCAGGUACAUGCCUACAAGUAUUACAUUAUUGAAGGUGGUACGGAGGCUUGGUCUAUCUUCGCAGAGGACUAUUGCAUGAUUCAAGUCGCUAGUUGGCUCGCUGUUAUUUUCAUCGGGUGUUAUUUGAGAUUUUGGAAUGAGAUACGUCGACGAUCCGCAUUCUCAAUCAUUGGAAAGUCAGUGCGAGCCCGCAAUCAAAUUGAAACAUCUCUGACAAACCAGAGAGAUUGGAUUACAGCCAUCAUGCCUGUCCAGGUACGAGAUCAGUACAUUGCGAUGCUAAGGGACAAAAGCAAAAGGAAUGAUAUCUGGGUUUUCUCAAGAUCUUUUAAUGAAGUCAGUAUUCUUUUUGCUGAUAUUGUUGGUUUCACGAAGAUGAGUUCAUCGAAAACGGCUACUAAAAUUGUCAUGCUGUUGAACGAUCUGUACAACCGAUUUGACGAUUUGUCCACUCAAGUGAAUUGUGAAAAGAUAGGCACACUCGGAGAUUGCUAUUAUGCUGUUGCUGGGUGCCCAGUUGAACGCAAAGAUCACGCCAUGUGCUGUGUCGAGUUCGGCCUCGGUAUGUGUCGUAUUAUAAAGGCAUUCAAUAAGGACAACAAUGAGGAGGUCAACAUGCGCGUGGGUGUGCAUACGGGCCAUGUAAACGCAGCCAUAAUUGGUUGUAGCCGCUUUCGAUACGACGUCUACUCAACAGAUGUAAUCGUAGCCAACGAAAUGGAGACCUAUGGCCUGCCUGGUCGUGUGCACAUUUCACAUACAACAUUCAAACUUGUAAAAGGUCUCUACCGUUUCGCCAAAGGCCCACCUCUGCCCAUGGUCAUAGAACAACAGGUUGGUAUAGGUGGACUGGAUCAAGUUGAAGUGGAACUGAAGACCUACUUUGUCGAUCCACUAUCGUCUCUAAUGAGAAAGCAAGGUGAAACUUUUGGACAAACAGGAAUGCCAAGCCGCAUUUUGACUCUUCAGAGUGAAGCAAAAACGAGAGAAACAAAUGACUCUGAUGGAGAAUUAAGCGAAAGUGAUAAGGCAACCCAAAAUUCGCACGACAAAGGUGCAACUUUAUCCUCAGAUGAUCAAAGUUCAGCACAACUUGAAGCAGAAAAGGUUCGACGGAGUAAUUUACGAGACAUUCGGCUAGUUCAAACCCUUCAUGAUGAUCCCAAACAUCAGGUGAAGCUUUUCCGAUUCGUACCUCUGACACCGGUUUUUCAUCGCUUCCAAGAUAAGAUAAUCGAAACCGCAUUUAAAGACUAUAUGCAGGGAUACGUACCAGUGGUUACUAUUGAAUCGCCGCGCUUCGCACCUAUUCUCGACGUUGUAAUGGUAUCACUAACCACUAUGGCCAUUUUGGUUCCAUAUAUAAUACAUUUAAAUGUUGACUCUGGUAGAUAUGUUGCCCGAGAACCUCUGCUUUUCAUAGCUGUGCUGGCUUCAUCUUUCUUGUUGACCGCCACUUUUGCGUAUGGAUCGACAAGACACGCCUCCACUGUUAUAGCGGGAGGUAAGACUGGGUUCAGAAUCUUUGCAAGCAAUACUUUUCGAGAAAUUGUCCUUGCAAUUUUGACUUUAAUGCCCUCUGCAGUAUUUUUUGUCCAAAUCUCAUCUUCAGACAUUGAAAAUAACGCCACUACUCAGAACCGUGUAAUAUAUUUGGAAUUUGGAAUGCUGACCAUUUUAGUCCACUGCAUGGCCACAUCCAGUUUUUCAUGGAUCCGCGGAAUUUGCAUUCUAAUAAGCACCAUUGGUUUUUGUUUUGCUCUUGGAAAAGCUAGGAAAGACUUUGAUUACGCUUACUGCGAGCCCACGCUCUGGUAUAUGCAUCUAGACAAACCCGUGGAAGGCAUCAACGAACGUAUAGCCUCAAUAUUCACACUAGCAGCGGUAGCCUAUUUUAUUACCACAGAGAACGAAAGAAGCAUUCGGUUGUGGUACUAUGUGCUUCGUGAGGCCGAAUCUGCUUGUCAGAUAGCCGCGAAAGAGAGUGAAUCAGCUCAACAAUUGUUGGACAACGUCAUUCCGCCUUAUAUUUUCAAACAACUGGCGAUGCUGGGCCAUCGACGACUAAAGGCAGGCACAUUCUGUUUUGCAAACGCAAUCGCCGAUGUUGCUGUUUCGUUUGCGACUUUGACUAAUUUCUUUAAGAGCUACUACCGUGAGGACUAUCGCGGCGGUGAAGGUGCACUCAAGCUUCUAAACACGAUUAUCUGUGCUUUUGAUAACUUAAUGAAGCACCCACAGUAUGCGAGCGUGGAGAAGAUCAAAACAGUUAAUGAUUGCUACAUGAUCGCAUCUGGGCUGAAUCAGCUACAGCGUAAUUCACAAGUGCCAAAGGACAGGCACAUCUACGAGUUAAUGGAUUUUGCCUUCGCCCUGUAUGACACUCUCAAUGAAAUUAACGACAAGUACAUUAUAGGCACAGAUAAGUUCCAAAUGAAAAUUGGCUAUUACAUCGGUGAUGUUACCGCUGGAAUUAUUGGCUCUCGCAAGCCCAUCUACGAUAUAUGGGGAAAUACCGUUAAUGUUGCCAGUAGAAUGUACUCCACAGGAUCCACAGGCCAGAUACAAACACCAAAGGAAGUCAUCGAACGAUUGGGCGAGAAAUAUGACUACGAAUACAGAGGAAGAGUUUGCGGCGGCAGUUUCAUAAGUCAAGGUUUUGGUGAUUUGCUCGGUGAGAUGGUUUUGACGUCGUUUGCUGACAUUGGCAAGCCCGCCAGAGAUCUUUUCACCAAAUAUUUUAAAUUUAAUCUUAUAAACUUUGACUUUAAGUCGAACACGGAAGAAAAUGUGGAUCUCCAUAUCCAGUGCACUGAGAAUGACAACCAAAUAGUUGCAACUUCUGAGGUUACGUUCAAGCCCGUUGGUGGAGUAUCAGUGAAGACGAAAGUUGACUCAAAGAAUCAAAUAUCAAGUGAUGUCGAAAUAAAAAACAAGGCAUUGUUGGCAAAGCACAAUAUCGUUGCUACUGUUGACCAUAGCCUUGGCACAAAGCAGCUGAAGCUGAAGAAUAGUGUGGAAAGGGACAAAGUUAAUGCUGAAAUAGAAAUGGAAUUCGCCUCAAAAUACCCCCUGGUAACUGCCUCAGUUGCUGUUGGUGAUAAGGGUUAUGUUGCCGGUGCACAGUUUGUAGUUUCCACGGACAAUUUAAAGCUUAGGAAACAUACUUACUCCGUCGGGUACAGUGGAGGGGAUAUCGAGGUCUACGGUUCAGUUAACGAUCAGAAACACAUCGAAUGGAAAGUUAUCCAAACCUAUCAACGGAUGAGCGUUGGGUGUAUGUUUAGUUGGCUUGGGAGCUUUUCUAACACUAAGUUUGGCAUUGCUUCUUUGUACAAAGUGAACGAGGACACCUUUAUCAAGGGCCGAAUCGAUGAAAAUUCACGUCUCGCACUCGCUUAUGGGUUCAAACCCACACCUGAAACUCGGGUGGUUGUCGCUUUGGAAACGAGUUUGAACGGGAACAAUUCGCCAUCGGGCAGUGGACUCACUUUUGAAAUUUCAAAUUAG
This is a messenger RNA of Hydatigera taeniaeformis, 4206 nucleotides long. Lineage: Eukaryota; Metazoa; Platyhelminthes; Cestoda; Cyclophyllidea; Taeniidae. The record is from the annotation of a GenBank genome assembly.